Molecule: messenger RNA, 2179 nt
Organism: Jaminaea rosea
Lineage: Eukaryota; Fungi; Basidiomycota; Exobasidiomycetes; Microstromatales
Product: putative ser/thr protein phosphatase 2A regulatory subunit A
Exons: 5
Coding region: 21-1937 (638 amino acids)
Biological process (GO): protein dephosphorylation
Cellular component (GO): protein phosphatase type 2A complex; cytoplasm
Molecular function (GO): protein phosphatase regulator activity
Source: RefSeq, a predicted model, not a curated record
AAUCACCUAGCUAGCUCAGCAUGGACGACCCACUCGCACCCAUCGCCCUGCUUAUCGACGAGCUCAAAUCAGACGAUGUGACCCUCCGCCUAAACGCCAUCCACCGCAUCUCUACCAUCGCCCUCGCCUUGGGACCGGAGCGUGCGCGCGAUGAAUUGAUCCCUUUCCUCCAAGACUCGCUAGAUGAUGAGGAUGAGGUAUUGCUCGCACUUGCUGAGGAGCUGGGCAGUGGAUUUGUGGAGUACCUCGGUGGGCCAGAAUAUGCCCAUCUCCUCUUGGGACCGCUCGAGAAUCUGGCUGCUGUCGAGGAGACGUGUGUUAGGGAGAAGGCAUCCGACUCGAUUACCAAGAUCGCCACAGUCCUCACCGAGCCCCAGAUUCAAGCACACUACCUUCCCUUGCUCAAACGACUCUCAGGAGGCGACUGGUUCACAUCCCGCACCAGUGCCGCAAGCCUCUUUGCCGCCAUCUACGGCAAGGUGGGAACGAGCACACAAGACGAGAUGAGAAAGAUGUUUGGAGCACUCUGCAAUGACGAUACGCCCAUGGUGCGCAGGGCAGCCGCGCGUGAUUUGGGGGCUUUCGCAAAAGAGCUCUCCCCCUCGUCCGUAAUCGCGGACAUGAUCCCCCUAUACCGCAAGCUCAGCACCGACGACCAGGACUCCGUGCGUCUCCUAACCGUCUCGGACUUGAUUGCCAUUGCCGAGAUCCUCCCGCACGCAGAGACAAAGACAUACCUCCUCGGCUCCAUCCGACAGGCUGUUUGGGACAAGAGCUGGCGGGUCAGGUACAUGGUGGCCGACCAUUUUGUUAAGCUCGCCAGCGCCGUGGGAGAGGAUGUGGUUAGGGAUGAUUUGGUUGCGGCAUUCGUGGCGCUACUGAAGGAUAAUGAGGCGGAAGUUAGGACCGCAGGGGCGGGACAGAUUCCUGGCUUCGCUAACCUGAUCACAACGGACAUCAUCCUCGCGCGUCUCCUUCCCUGCGUUCGCGAUCUCUCCACCGACACAUCCCAGCACGUCCGUGCCUCCCUCGGCACGCAGAUCAGCGGUCUUGCCCCUCUGCUCGGAAAAGACGCUACAAUCGAGCAUCUUCUCCCCUUGUUCCUCCAGCUCCUCAAAGACGAGUUCCCCGACGUGCGCCUCAACAUCAUCUCCAAGCUGGACCAGGUCAACUCGGUCAUUGGCAUCGAUUUGCUCAGUCAGAGCUUGCUGCCGGCCAUUGUCGAGCUGGCAGAGGAUAAACAGUGGAGGGUUAGGCAGGCUAUCAUUGAGUACAUCCCGCUACUGGCACAACAGCUCGGUGUGGAGUUCUUUGAUGAGCAAUUGAGCGGGCUGUGCAUGAGUUGGUUGGGGGAUACCGUUUUCAGUAUUAGGGAGGCGGCUACUGUCAACCUCAAGAAGCUGACAGACGUAUUCGGCGUCACCUGGUCGUCGACCAGUAUAAUCCCCAAAGUCCUUCAAAUGGGACAUCACCCCAACUACCUGUAUCGCAUGACAACCAUAUUCGCCAUCACAACCAUGGCACCCAGCCUAAGCGUGGCCGUCAUCACCUCUCCCUCGCCUCCCUCCUCCUCUUCCACUGAGGGCGACUCCACCUCGUCGUCGGUCCUAGGAACGGUCCUCUCCCUCUCAUCGGACCCGAUCCCCAACAUCCGCUUCAACGUCUGCAAAGCCUUUGGAGUCCUAUCUGCCGUCCUCUCCUCUGACCCUACUGGUCGCAGCGUGGUCUCUGAGCAGAUCCUCCCGGCAUUGGAGAGACUGAAAGCCGAUGGGGAUGCGGAUGUGCGCUUCUUUGCUGGUCAGGCGGGGGAGGUUGCGGCGAGGGCUGAGAAGGGGAAGGUGGAGUUGCCUAUUAGUGAGGCAAGGUUGGAGGAGAGGGGGACGAAUGCUGCUGAGGAGGUCGGGAAGGGAGGGGCUAAGCCGCUGGGGAGCGCGUAGAGGGAGGGGGUGCGGAGGAGGGGAGGAGGUAGAUGGAAGGUGGUGUGGUUUCAGUGCGGUGAAGUGAGGCAAUAGUGCGGAGACGUGUAGAUGGCUUUACGCUUCACGCUUGUGCUUCGGGCUGAGAGAUCGGGAUCUGAGCAUGAAUAUGAGACUUGGGUUUGAUCUUCUCAUACAGACAUGACACGAAAUGCAGCGUAACGACGACGAGGAGGAGGAGGAGGAGGAGGAGGAAGAAUGAU